AUGAGUGAAGUACUACCCAGAUCCGAUGAUUUAGAGGCUACAUGGAACUUUGUCCAGCCAGGGAUAAAUCAGAUUUUGGGGAAUGAACACUCGUUGGAAACCACUGCGGACAAAAGGGUGGACAAAGUCUUGUCCCCCUCGAUGUACAUGGAGGUGUACACCGCCAUCUACAACUAUUGUGUGAAUAAAUCUCGAACUACGGGCCAUUUCAACGCGGACAAGCCCAGUCUAACAUCUCAAAAUCAAACGUCCAUUUUGGUUGGGAGUGAAAUCUACGACAAGUUGAAGAGGUACCUAAGGGACUACAUAUCCAACUUCCAAAGGCGCCCCAACGAGACCUUUUUGAGCUUUUACGUGAGGCACUGGAAGAGGUUCACCAUUGGUGCUAUCUUCUUGAACCAUACUUUCGACUACAUGAACAGGUACUGGGUCCAAAAGGAGCGGAGUGACGGUAAGAGACACAUCUUUGACGUCAACACUCUGUGUCUCAUGACGUGGAAGGAGGUCAUGUUCGACCCGAACAGUGGAAUGUUGGUUGACGAAAUCUUAGGCCAGAUUACAAGCGAGCGUGAAGGUCGUGUCAUCAACCGUGGGAGUCUGACUACAGUGAUCAAGUCCUUCGUUGCAUUAGGUAUCGAUCCUCAGGAUCUGAAGAAGCUGAACUUGAACGUUUACAUUCAAGUCUUUGAGAAACCGUUUUUGAGUAAGACUGAGCAGUACUAUCGGGAUUACUCAGAAACGUAUCUGCAGACACACUCUGUUACGGAAUACAUCACCGAGGCGCAGAAUAUCAUUCAGCGGGAGGAACAGGGCAUGGCCAUAUACUGGGACGACCACACCAAAAAGCCCUUAUUUGUCACUUUGAAUGAGGUUCUGCUCAAAGACCAUGCUGAAAAACUGCAGGCUGAGUUUAUCAAGCUGCUAGACUCUAGGAAUGAGGCACAAAUAAGUGCGCUGUACUCCUUGAUGCAGAGAGAUUUUACGCUGCUCCCCAAACUGGCGUCUGCAUUUGAAGAAUACGUGAAACUUACCGGUGAAAAAGAGGUCUCUAAGUUGAUCUCUGCGCAUAAAACGGCUAUCAUGAAGGAUAGUGGCAACAACACUAAUAGUAAUAAUAAUAACAACAACAAAAAAAUGGCAUUGGCAGCUACAAACACUUUACCCCCCAAGGAGUACAUUAAGAAGCUUCUUGAAGUGCAUCGUUUGUUUAAGAGAAUCACGUCCAAUUGUUUUGAAAACAACAUUGGGUUUGUCAAAGCUUUGGAUAACGCGUGCCGUGCGUACAUCAACACGAAUGAGUUUGCCAUGCCUCCUGGCUCGUCUCGUAUCGCAACCUCCAAGACUGCUGAAAUGCUGGCCAAAUACAGUGACCAGCUACUGAAGAGGUCUACGAAACCGGAGAUAUUGAAGGACAUGUCCGUUGACGACAUCAUGAUGGUUUUCAAGUUCCUUAUUGACAAGGAUGCGUUCGAAUCGCACUACCGGAGACUGUUUGCUAAGAGGCUGAUUCAUGGUACCUCCACCGCUGCAGAGGAUGAGGAGACUGUCAUUCAAAGGCUUCAAAGUGAGAACAGCAUGGAGUACACGGGUAAGAUCACCAAGAUGUUCCAAGACGUUCGGCUGUCCAAGAUCCUCGAAGGUGAAUUCGACAUAGCAAUGAAGAAAGCGGAAGAUUACUCACCAGCUACGUGCCCCGAGUUGCAACCUUUUGUUCUUGCCGAGAACAUGUGGCCGUUCUCGUACCAGGACGUUAGCCUAAAACUUCCUGAUGAGCUAAUGGACUCGCACCAGAAGCUAGCGGACAUGUACACGUCAAAGCACAACGGGCGUGUGUUGAAGUGGCUGUGGCCUCUGUGCAGGGGUGAGCUGCGUGCCGAUAUCGGUAAGCCCGGCAGGCCGCCAUUCAUAUUCACAGUAACUUUAUUCCAACUUUCGAUUCUGAUGCUGUUCAACAGGGGGGACGUACUGACGUUGGAGCAGAUCCAGGAGGGCACCAAUCUGUCUAUCCAAAACAUCGCCGCAUCCAUGGUUCCCUUUAUCAAGUUCAAGCUGCUACAGCAGACGCCACCAGGGUUGGACUCGUUGAUCAAGCCGGACACGGAAUUCAAGCUGGCGAGCCCAUACAAGGCACUGAAAACGAACAUUAAUUUCGCAGGUGGUGUUAAGAACGACAUACUGAGCUCGCUGACCAGUGGUGCCGGUGGUGCAGGCGGCCACGGUGGUGACGGUGUUCCGGGGGACUCCGCCCGCCACGGAGAAAUGACGGAGGCGGAGGAGACGGAGAAGGAGAUCGCCACAGCACGACAGAUCUUCCUGGAGGCGUGUAUAGUGCGUAUAAUGAAGGCGCAACGGAAGUUGCCGCACUCGAUGCUAGUCAACGAGUGCAUUGCGCAGUCGCAUACGAGAUUUAACCCGAAAGUGUCGAUGAUCAAGCGGGCGAUCGACUCACUGAUACAGAAGGGUUACCUACGGAGGGGCGAAGACGGGGAGUCCUACACCUACCUGGCGUAG
Molecule: messenger RNA, 2511 nt
Organism: Huiozyma naganishii CBS 8797
Lineage: Eukaryota; Fungi; Ascomycota; Saccharomycetes; Saccharomycetales; Saccharomycetaceae
Gene: CDC53
Product: cullin CDC53
Exons: 1
Coding region: 1-2511 (836 amino acids)
Biological process (GO): protein ubiquitination; SCF-dependent proteasomal ubiquitin-dependent protein catabolic process
Cellular component (GO): SCF ubiquitin ligase complex
Molecular function (GO): ubiquitin protein ligase binding
Source: RefSeq, a predicted model, not a curated record